ACUGCAGCUGCCGCCGCAACCUGCGAUUCGCCGGCGCACAUUCCACACACGGCCCAAAGGUUCACGCUCUUUCAAAGACCGCCUCUUUACGCCUUUGUCUUCUGAGACGCUUGAAGAGAUUGGUGAAUCAGACCUACAUGGUAAGGAAACCAGUUUUUAUGGGAACGUCAAAGAGGAAAGAGAUUAAGUAGGUCAUCCAUACUGUGCCGAAAGGGCGGCUGAGGUUAGAUAGCUGUAUUUCCCCCAUAGCCCUCUUCCUCCCACCGCCGUCACCGAAGCGGAUGAAAACAAACAGUAACGAUGGCGGCGCCGGGAAGCGACCGGCUGCUGGGCUGAAGGCAGGAGUGAUCACUUGAGCUGUGAGGGAAGCCCUGAAGAGCGCCUGUAGACGUGAGUGCGACAACUCGCGCAGUCUUGGGAACGAAACUCCCGGGGCCUGCGAGCCACGAGGCUCCUGGGGCGUGAGGUAUUAUCUGCGACCCGUGCUGUCAGUGCAGCUCCGGAGCGCGGAGCUCUCAGCCAGGAGGCGCAGCUGGCCGGCCCCAGGCCCCGGCCUCCGUAAUGAGAGCCCCGAGCCACUCUCUGUGUCGCAGCUUCACAGGUGAGGGUGACUGUUGACUAGUGCAAAAAGGGACCCAAGGUUCACGACUCUCUUACUGGCAGUGGAAUGACCUGUGGAAACCUGCGAUCCAUUCUCAUUAAGUAAAUCUCUGGAUUCCUAUAGGCAAUGGAAACUGAUCUCAAUUCCCAGGACAGAAAGGACCUGGACAAGUUCAUUAAGUUUUUUGCCCUCAAGACUGUCCAAGUGAUUGUCCAGGCUCGACUGGGCGAGAAGAUUUGUACUCGUUCAUCUUCUUCCCCAACGGGUUCAGACUGGUUCAAUUUAGCAAUCAAAGACAUCCCAGAGGUUACGCAUGAAGCAAAGAAGGCACUGGCAGGGCAGCUGCCUGCCGUUGGGAGGUCUAUGUGUGUGGAGAUCUCACUCAAGACUUCUGAGGGAGAUUCCAUGGAGCUAGAAAUCUGGUGUCUGGAAAUGAAUGAAAAGUGUGAUAAAGAAAUCAAAGUUUCCUAUGCUGUGUACAACAGACUGUCGUUGCUACUGAAGUCUCUCCUUGCUAUAACUAGGGUGACACCAGCUUACAGACUGUCCAGGAAACAAGGGCAUGAAUAUGUCAUAUUGUAUAGAAUAUAUUUUGGGGAAGUUCAGCUGAAUGGCUUAGGAGAAGGUUUCCAGACAGUUCGUGUUGGGACAGUGGGUACCCCUGUGGGCACCAUCACUCUUUCUUGUGCUUACAGAAUUAACUUGGCAUUCAUGUCCACCAGGCACUUUGAGAGGACCCCACCUAUCAUGGGGAUUAUUAUUGAUCACUUUGUGGACCGUCCCUAUCCCAGCUCCUCGCCCAUGCAUCCCUGCAAUUACAGAACCGCUGGUGAGGACACUGGAGUAACAUAUCCUUCUGUGGAAGAUUCUCAAGAAGUGUGCACCACCUCUUUUUCCACCUCCCCUCCAUCCCAGUGUGUGUUUACUGUCACAAAGGCACAUUUUCAGACCCCUACUCCUGUGGUGACGGACACUCUGAGGGUCCCCAUGGCAGGACUGGCCUUUUCCCAUCAACUCUCAAGCUCUCGCCUUUCCUGUCAGCCUGCUGCCCUGGGCGUUGGAUCAGCUGACCUGGGUUGUCCAGCCGUGUUUGCUGCCGGCUUAAACACCACACACCCUUACCAGCUAAUGGUUCCCGGGAAGGAAGGUGGGGUACCCCUUGCUCCCAACCAGCCUGCCCACGGUGCCCAGGCUGGUGACCAGGAGAGACUGACAACCUACACCCCUUCUGAUGGGGCCCACUGUGCUGCCACACCUUCCAGCAGUGAGGAUACUGAAACUGUGUCAAACAGCAGUGAGGGACGGGCCUCCCCCCAUGAUGUCUUGGAGACCAUCUUUGUCCGGAAAGUGGGGGCUUUUGUCAACAAACCCAUCAACCAGAUGACCCUGACCAGUUUGGACAUACCCUUUGCCAUGUUUGCUGCCAAGAAUUUGGAACUGGAGGAUGUGGAUCCCAUGGUGAAUCCUCCAGAUUCCCCAGAGACUACAUCUCCUCUUCAGGGCAGCCUGCACUCUGAUGGCUCCAGUGGGGGCAGCAGUGGCAAUACCCAGGACGACUUUGUCAUGAUCGACUUCAAACCAGCUUUUUCUAAAGACGACAUUCUUCCGAUGGACUUGGGAACCUUCUAUCGUGAAUUUCAGAACCCCCCUCAGCUGAGCAGCCUCUCCAUAGAUAUCGGGGCACAGUCCAUGGCUGAGGACUUGGACUCACUACCAGAGAAGCUGGCUGUGCACGAGAAGAAUGUCCGAGAAUUUGAUGCCUUUGUAGAAACCCUGCAGUAAAAGUUGGUGUCCUCGA
Messenger RNA from Delphinapterus leucas (beluga whale), 2399 nucleotides. RefSeq names its product autophagy related 13 (gene ATG13). NCBI's taxonomy places the organism in Eukaryota, Metazoa, Chordata, Mammalia, Artiodactyla, Monodontidae. Gene Ontology annotation, biological process: protein localization to phagophore assembly site; piecemeal microautophagy of the nucleus; mitophagy. Gene Ontology annotation, cellular component: cytosol; phagophore assembly site; Atg1/ULK1 kinase complex. The record is from RefSeq and is a predicted model, not a curated record.